Lepisosteus oculatus (spotted gar) is the source of this 1230-nucleotide messenger RNA. It is a transcript of the gene cotl1, whose product is annotated as coactosin-like F-actin binding protein 1. Lineage: Eukaryota; Metazoa; Chordata; Actinopteri; Semionotiformes; Lepisosteidae. Gene Ontology annotation, cellular component: site of polarized growth; cortical actin cytoskeleton; actin filament. Gene Ontology annotation, molecular function: actin filament binding. The record is from RefSeq and is a predicted model, not a curated record. Gene Ontology annotation, biological process: regulation of actin filament polymerization.
UUAGGAGGUGAUUCUGAGUCUAGCUUUGGGGGCCUUAUUCUGUGCUGUAACCUGAUUGACGAAAAUCACCAACGCCCAAAGCAGCAAAGCAAAGGAAAUGCCCUUUAGAGGCGUAUGAGGAACCGCUUUUACUAAUCAUUCAAAAAAUCGGCAUUGUAGCUAGCGCAUCCUGCGGAGCUCUGCUGAAGACAACCUCCUCGACACCCUUUCACCCUGCAUCUGUAGCGCAGCCUGCAACGUUUUGAACUCUUCCUCGCCUCAAGGAUUUCUGAUUUGUUUCAGCUUUCCUGCAGUUAUUGUAGCUUCUGUCCCUUUUUCGCUUCCCUUCAACCUCUAAACGAAAUGGCAACCAAAAUCGAUAAAGAAGCUUGCAGGGAAGCCUAUAACCUCGUAAGAGACGACAAUACUGACGUUAACUGGGCUUCAUUUGUUUACGACGGUUCAACAAUCGUCCCCGGAGGGCAGGGCACAGAAUACGAGGAGUUUAAAAAUCAAUGUACAGAUGAUGCCCGGUUAUUUGGCUUUGUAAGGAUCACCACGGGAGACGCCAUGAGCAAGAGGGCCAAAUUCACCCUGAUCACCUGGAUUGGAGAGAAUGUGAGCGGCCUGCAAAGAGCCAAGAUCAGCACAGACAAGACCCUGGUGAAAGACAUAGUACAGAAUUUUGCCAAGGAGUUCAUGGUCAGCGAUCGCAGGGAGCUGGAAGAAGCUUAUAUUAGGGCUGAGCUCAAAAAGGCUGGGGGGGCCAACUACGAUGCCCAGGUGGAGUAGGGGAGGCCCCUGAGAGAGACCACCAGCCCACCGCCACUGCUUGGACACGGGGUUGGGAGAUCCCAGGGGAGAGGAGAUGCUACUCCGCGCAAGAUCCACCUCACUUCCUUUCCCCUCUUGAACAGCUACAUCUGCUCUACAUCCGUCCCCACAGGCCAGCACCUCACCCCGACUCUCACACACGCCCCUCUGCAGGCACUCCUAUGAUUGUUUUUUUUCCACUGUGUGUGAUUGCUAUUUUUUAUGGGCAGGGGGGAGGUCGUGGCAUGACUUUCCUGUGCUGUAUUAAAAUAAGCAUCCUCAACAUCACACAGCCCAUCUUCCAACCGCUUCUUCCAAUUCAGAGUCGCAGGGCAGCUGGAGACUGUCCCCGCAAGCUGUGGGCACAAGGUGGGGUACACCGUGGACACCAGUCACAAGCACAGACGCAAACACGCAAACACGCAAACACGCAAACAC